AUGGAGAUCUCCUACGUGUACACGCGGAAGCGCAGUGAGUUUGGCCGGCCUUGCUGCUUCUCCGACCGGCCGGCCAAGUUGACCGUGGACAUUCCCCCGGACCCCAGCAUGGCCAACAACUUUAUCCUCAGGGACCCGGUGGACAGCUCUGUCCAGCACAGCUGCGAAAUGUCAGAGCAUGAGGUUAACACUGAGAGUGUGAAGGUGGAAUCCCGUGGUAUCAACCAUGUAGAGGGUGGGUGGCCCAAAGACAUCAAGCCACAGGAGGCAGAACAAACUUCCCGCUUCAGGAAGAAGGUGGAGAAAGACGAAAACUACGUCAACACCAUCAUGCACCUCGGCACCCUGAUGGAGCACUGUGUCAGGCAGAACAAUACCGUCAACAUCUAUGAGGAGUACUUUGGAGAGGAGGAGAUGGUGGAGAUGGAAGAUGAGACUCCCUUUGCAAAAACCAUCAAUUUCAUCAGGGACCCAAACAUAACCAAGAGGACAGCCACGCAUCUCUCCUGGUACCCUGACACAUGCACGAAACUGGCAGUAGCUUACUGCAGCCUGGAAUUCCAGCAAAAUGUGAAAAACAUGAGCUUUGACUCCUACAUCUGGGACCUUGAAAACCCCAACAAGCCAGAGCUUGUUCUCAAGCCAUCAUCCCCUCUUGUGACCCUGGAAUACAACCCCAAGGACUCACACAUCCUGCUGGGAGGAUGCUACAAUGGGCAGAUGGCUUACUGGGACACCAGGAAAGGAGGGCUGCCUGUGGAGGUGUCCACCGUGGAGGUCAGCCACAGGGACCCUGUGUAUGGAGCCAUCUGGUUGCAGUCCAAGACGGGCACCGAAUGCUUCUCUGCCUCCACUGACGGGCAGGUGCUGUGGUGGGACAUCCGCAAGCUCUCUGAGCCCACUGAGACACUGGUCUUGGACACCACCCGGAGAGGGCUGCUGGAGAAUGCCCUUGGUGCUGUCACACUGGAGUUUGAGCCCACCAUGCCCACCAAGUUCAUGGUUGGCACAGAGCAGGGCAUCAUCAUUGCCUGCAACCGCAAGGCCAAGACACCUGCAGAAAAAAUCGCUGGCACCUACAGUGGCCACCAUGGACCUGUCUAUGCUCUGGCCAGGAACCCCUUCUACCCCAAAGUCUUCCUGACAGUUGGUGACUGGACUGCUCGGAUCUGGUCAGAGGAGACCAAGGAAUCAUCAAUUAUGGGCACAAACAGGUACCACCUCUCCUACCUGACAGACGGGUGUUGGAGCACUGUGAGGCCAGCUGUCUUCUUCACCAGCAGAUCAGAUGGGACCCUGGAUGUCUGGGACUUCCUCUUCAAGCAGAAGGACCCUUCUCUCACCCUGAAGGUCUGUGACGAGCCCCUGUCCAGCCUGCGCCUGCAGGACUGCGGCCGUGUCAUUGCCUGCGGCUCCAAGCUGGGCACUGUCACCCUGCUGGAAAUCUCCCCUGGGCUCUGCACCCUGCAGAGGAACGAGAAGAACCUGGCCACUGCCAUGUUCGAGCGGGAGACGAAGCGGGAGAAGAUCCUGGAGGCCAGGCACCGGGAAAUGCGGCUGAAGGAGCGCACCAGGUCAGAGGGACAGGGCACAGAGGCGGAGGAGAGGCUGCAGGAGAGUCCCCAGGAGGUCCUGGACCGUGCCCGCAGAGAGUUCUUUGAGGUCAUCGAAGCAGAGAGGGCACGAAGAGAGCCCCAGCAUCUGCGUGGCAAGGUGAAAGACCUCGAGAGAGAGGAGGUGGCUGCACAGGGAGAAGAGGCAGAAGAAGGGGAAGAGAGCCAGCUGCCUGAGGAGGAGGAGAAGAGGCAGAAGAAGGAGGAGGAGGAGAAGGAGGAGAAGGAGGAGAAGGAGAAGAAGGAGAAGGAGGAAAAGGAUGCUGCCAAGGAGCCAUAG
Indicator indicator is the source of this 1893-nucleotide messenger RNA. RefSeq names its product dynein axonemal intermediate chain 2 (gene DNAI2). NCBI's taxonomy places the organism in Eukaryota, Metazoa, Chordata, Aves, Piciformes, Indicatoridae. The transcript is spliced from 13 exons. Gene Ontology annotation, molecular function: dynein heavy chain binding; dynein light chain binding. Gene Ontology annotation, biological process: outer dynein arm assembly; cilium movement. Gene Ontology annotation, cellular component: outer dynein arm. The coding region runs from base 1 to 1893 and encodes 630 amino acids. The record is from RefSeq and is a predicted model, not a curated record.